AUGGAUCUAUACACAAUUCCAUGUAAGAAACCUAAAAUAGCAUGUAAGAAUUGGAAUAAAAAAUAAUUCAAUUUCUAGAUCUUAGGGAAAGCAUCUCCUAUAAAUAAAAAAUAAAAAGAUUAGGAAAUUUACACUAACAGAUAUUCUUCAUAAAAUGAAAGAAAAUGCAAAGAAUAAGGAAUCCUUUGUGAAUUAUUUGAAAACAUACACAUUAAUAAAACAUUCAUUUUUAAAAGCUAACAUAACAGUUUUGAACAACAUCAAAAUAGAUUGUUUACUCCUGAAACAAGAGUUUUAAAAAAGCGAAAGGAUGGUAAGACUAUAUUUUAACCUAUUCCUCGUUUAAGUUCUAUAUAAAGAACUAAUGAUACACCUGUUGCAUUAAAUAUUACAUCUUAUAUGAACAGAAAACAACCUAAAGUAAGAAGAGUUAUAAAUUUAAAUAUUUCCAAAGAUGAAUGUGAAAAAAGACCAUUUUUUUCACAUAAAGCAUAAAAUUUAUAUGAGUUUGUAUAUAAUUAUUACUUUUGA
This is a messenger RNA of Paramecium sonneborni, 531 nucleotides long. Lineage: Eukaryota; Ciliophora; Oligohymenophorea; Peniculida; Parameciidae. The record is from the annotation of a GenBank genome assembly.